Molecule: messenger RNA, 804 nt
Organism: Rotaria sordida
Lineage: Eukaryota; Metazoa; Rotifera; Eurotatoria; Philodinida; Philodinidae
Source: the annotation of a GenBank genome assembly
AUGUCGUCGAUUGAAGAAUAUGAAUUAUUGAAGAAACGUGGUACAUGGACUGAUCGUCUGAUAUAUAUUCGAUCAUUACCGGAUCGAACACAAAUCGAAACCCAUUUGAAACAAUCGGCAAAUCUCUUAGAUAUAUUCAAUGCCGAUAAUUUACCCGUUCGACAACGUGGUAAAGCAGCUGAAGCUUGGCUACGUCUUGAAGUCGAUGAAAAACAAGUGCAUCAAUUUGUCAUCAAUGCUAUAAAUAAUAAGAAUAUUCCUCGACGAAUCAAACAUCAUAUUCUUAAAUCUCUACAUAAAGAAUGUCGUUCGAAGAAAUUCUCGACGUCAUUCUAUUACAAUCUAGCUUGUACUUUGACGUCAUCUAUUGAUCAUAAUCAAUUUAAUAUCGAUGCACAUACAUUGCCGUACUGUUCAACUACUGAACAAAUUGAGGAUCUACUCUCACGUUGGUCAAUUUCUCGUUUUGAUCAAAUUGAAAAUACGUCACCGUUACGUUCGAAAUUGCUUCGCUAUCAAACGCUCAUCGCCAUUCGAUUGAUCAAAAAUGAUUUAGCAUCAAAAUACAACGUUAAUGACGAACUGGAAAGUUACUUUCGAAAUAAUCGAGAACUCUUUCUUUUUCUUGCUCAACAAGAACCAAAGGUUAUGUGUCGUUUUGCCAUCGAGCAUUUGAAACGAUUGGAUAAACACAAACGAAUUUUGCCAGAAUUUAUUUAUGAGAAACAAAAACGAAUGUUUGCUAAAGCACCAGAUGAGAUGAUCGAAUUGAUUAGCUUGACCGCUACUUAUCAGCCAGGUUAG